Molecule: messenger RNA, 11568 nt
Organism: Peromyscus leucopus (white-footed mouse)
Lineage: Eukaryota; Metazoa; Chordata; Mammalia; Rodentia; Cricetidae
Gene: Pdzd2
Product: PDZ domain containing 2
Exons: 24
Coding region: 1156-9072 (2638 amino acids)
Molecular function (GO): protein binding
Source: RefSeq, a predicted model, not a curated record
UGGGGCGGGGCCCCGUGAGCCUUCUCUUCUACUUAAAGAAAAGCAAACCUUGUUUUCCUAAGUCGUUCUUGCAUUCUCAUUAAUUUAAGACAGGAAGCCUUCGGUGGGUGUGACAUAAACAAGUUGGGCUCGUGGGUCGGGCUUCCUCGUCAGUUUGCAGCUGGAGAGAUGGCUGCGCCGCCCAAGCCCAUGCGGGCCUCUCGGGGGAUGACUUGUUGACUGAGCCCCGCAGAAGGUGGGAGGGGCAGGCGAGCGAGCGGAGAAGGUAUAAAGGAAAUGCUUUAGCCGUGCAGUCACUGGCGAUUGUAAUUCAGGGGUGGUGAGUUUGGUUAUUCCCGCAGAAGGAAUCUGAUUUGGAGUUUCUGGAAAGUUCCCUGACAUCCCGCCCGGUAGGAUAGUUGUGAUUUUAGUUAGGGGCUCCCCCACCCCAACAAGAAGCUAGGCUUCUGCUGACGGUGAAGCGGAGGGGUCAUGAAAUAAAUGAUGUUUGGAGUUGCAGCUUCCUAGAGUGUAGGAGAACUUCGGCCAGGGUGGGGUUAUCUGGGUGCCGGGGGAGUGGGGGAGCGUCUUUCCCAGUUCACCGCAGGAAGCUCCCGCUCACGGGAUGUAAACAAAAGUGUCUGAAAGAGAAACCCCAAACUCCAUGCAACCCUCCCGGUGGUUUCCUUUUCCCUGCAGAGGACGGGGUGAAGGGGAAAGGACUCUGGAAUGCCGUGGAGUUUUGACAAGUGAGGAGUCGGGCUAGGAUUGCAUUACAGCCUUUUCAUAACCCCUUCCACCCGCCGAGCAGGGAGGGGUCCUCCCGCACAUCCGUAGCCCGCUGCGAGGAGCAUUGGCGACGUCCUGCAGGAGCAGGAGCCGAGGCUCGGGGCCACGGGACAGCCGGGGGACCUGGGGAGGGCAGCGUCCCCGUGAAGCCCGCCCCGCCCUGCUUGCCCGGUGCCCGGGGCUGCCAGCAGGUGCUCGGGCUAAUGACGGCUCUCUGGGACUUGCUCAGCUCAGCCCCAGAGGAUUACCCGGAGGCCAGCUGCUCCUGCCCCCGAGGCUCCCGGAGUUGCUGAGGAAAGAGGUCUGAGAGAAAGCUUCCAGAAGUGACUUCGAAACUGGAGUUACCUGGCUGAACAGUGCUGGAAUGGCGGCUUCAUCUACCUGAUCAUGCUGCGGCGCUUCAAGCACAAAGCCCACCUGACUUACAAUGGCAACGACGGCAGCCUCAGCUCAGAACCGGGAGAGACACCGACCUCGGAGCUGGGAGACCAAACCUCCAAAAAGGGGAAAAGAACAAGAAAGUUUGGGGUCAUUUCCAGACCCCCUCUCAACAAGGCCCCCGAAGAACCCAAGAGCAGCAGCGGCUGUGAUGUGGCCGAUGACCCCAGCUCUGAGUUGGAGAACGGCACAGACCCCGACCUCGGAAAUGGCCAUGCCUUUGAGCUAGAGAGUGGCCCGCAUUCUCUCAAGGAUGUGGCUGGACCCCAUCUGGAGAAGUCAGACGUGGACAGGGGAGCAGAACUCAGAAUUCCAAAUGCAGACGCUCCUCUGGGGGCCAGCAAUGACAAACGGCGCUUUUCAAAGGCUGGGAAGACCGACUUCCAGUCCAGCGACUCCCUGGCACGGGAGGAAGUUGGCCGGAUAUGGAAGAUGGAGCUGCUCAAAGAAUCAGAUGGGCUGGGAAUUCAGGUUAGUGGAGGCCGAGGAUCAAAGCGCUCGCCUCACGCUAUCGUUGUCACCCAAGUGAAGGAAGGAGGUGCCGCUCACAGGGAUGGCAGGCUGUCCUUAGGAGACGAACUGCUGGUGAUCAAUGGUCACUUACUGGUCGGGCUCUCCCACGAGGAAGCUGUGGCCAUUCUGCGCUCAGCCACUGGGAUGGUACAAUUGGUGGUAGCCAGCAAGGAAAGCUCAGCGGAGGACCUCCUGAGGUUAACAUCGAAGAGCUUACCCGACCUGACUAGCUCAGUGGAGGACGUGUCCUCCUGGACAGACAACGAAGACCAAGAGGCAGACGGAGAAGACGAAGAGAGGGCAGGCGCGGCCACUGUCCGGGGCACGAUGCCGGAGUCAGAAGAAUCCCAGGACGUAGGCAGCUCUGAGGAAUCCCAGGGGAGCUUGGAAAGUCCCAAACAAGGCAACAGCAAAAUGAAGCUUAAGAGUCGUCUCUCAGGAGGUGUCCACCGCCUGGAGUCUGUUGAGGAAUAUAAUGAGCUGAUGGUCCGCAAUGGGGACCCCCGGAUCAGGAUGCUGGAGGUCUCCCGAGAUGGCCGGAAGCACUCUCUUCCCCAGCUACUGGAUUCUACUGGGACAUCACAGGAAUACCACAUCGUGAAGAAGUCGACCCGCUCUCUGAGCACCACCCAUGUGGAAUCUCCAUGGAGGCUCAUUCGGCCAUCCGUUAUUUCCAUCAUCGGGCUGUACAAAGAGAAAGGCAAGGGCCUUGGCUUUAGCAUUGCUGGAGGCCGAGACUGCAUUCGAGGCCAGAUGGGGAUUUUUGUCAAGACCAUUUUCCCAAACGGAUCAGCCGCGGAGGAUGGCAGACUCAAAGAAGGAGAUGAAAUCCUUGAUGUAAACGGUAUACCAAUAAAGGGCUUGACGUUUCAAGAGGCCAUUCACACCUUCAAGCAAAUCCGGAGCGGGUUGUUUGUCCUCACAGUGCGCACGAAGUUACUCAGCCCCAGCCUCACGCCAUGCUCCACUCCCACGCACAUGAGCAGGUCGAGCUCCCCAAGCUUCAACACCGGUGGGGGGACCCCCGCAGGAGGAGGCAAUGAUGAAGGCGGUUCUUCCUCCCUGGGGCGGAAGGCUCCUGGGCCCAAGGACAGGAUUGUCAUGGAAGUCACACUCAACAAAGAGCCAAGAGUUGGAUUAGGCAUUGGUGCCUGCUGCUUGGCCUUGGAAAACAGCCCUCCGGGUAUCUACAUUCACAGCCUGGCCCCUGGAUCAGUGGCCAAGAUGGAGAGCAACCUGAGCCGGGGCGACCAAAUCCUGGAAGUGAACUCCGUGAAUGUGCGCCAUGCAGCCUUAAGCAAAGUACACUCCAUCUUGAGUAAAUGCCCACCAGGACCCGUUCGCCUGGUCAUCGGCCGACACCCUAAUCCAAAGGUUUCCGAGCAGGAAAUGGAUGAAGUGAUAGCACGCAGCACUUACCAGGAGAGCAAAGAAGCCAACUCCUCGCCUGGCUUAGGUACCCCCUUGAAGAGUCCAUCUCUUGCCAAAAAGGACUCGCUCCUCUCUGAAUCCGAGCUCUCCCAGUACUUCACCCACGAUGGGCCGGGCUCCUUGUCAGACUCCGUGGUGGCUGGCUCUGAGGAUGAGGACCAUCCCGGGAGCGGCUGUAGCACCUCUGAUGAUGGCAGCCUGCUUCUCGGACCCCCUGCUCACAAGGAGCCAGGGAAAGCCAGGGCCAACAGCCUUGUGACACUUGGAAGCCAGAGGCCCUCUGGGCUCUUACACAAGCAAGUGACAGUGGCCAGGCAAGCCAGUCUCCCUGGCAGCCCACAGGUCCUCAGGAACCCCCUCCUCCGCCAGAGGAGGGUCCGCUGCUACGACAGCAAUGACGCCAGCGAUGAGGAGGACUUCGAUGGUGAGGGGGACUGCAUUUCUCUCCCAGGAGUCCUCCCAGACCCCAGCAGGCCUCUGCUAGAGGUUGACACAAGGCCCGCCCUGACAGCCUCUUCCAAAAGCGUCGAUGCAAGCAAGCAGGAGGAAGGACCCCAGAAACCGCUGGUCAGCAAGGCCUGCUCCGUGCCUCUCCUCGGCAGCUCGCUGUACUUAGAGCACAGCAUCCCUGAUGGGAUAGUGGGUACGCCUCCUAAGGCAGCCAGCCUGCCAGGGUCUGUAGAAACCCCCAAGAGUGGACCUGGAGUCUCGGGGAGAAAGGAGCUGUCGGGAUCAAGAAGUUCACCGAAGCUGGAAUACAGAAUCCCUGCAGACACCCCGAGCCCGAGGAGCCCAGAAAAACCCACCUCCCCACCACAGAAGAAUGAAAAUCUGCUGCCCAGACACAAGCCUGUGGCCAGGAUCAGCCCACAUUACAAGAGGUCUGAUGUCGAAGCCCCAAGUGGAGCAGCCAACGGACCGUGUGGUCAGGACUUGACAAUCCGGGUUCCAUGCAUGAAAGAUGCCAUCCCUGACUAUCCUCAGCCGAGUGGAACUGCAGAGAAGGAACUUUGGGGAAAUCCCACCCCGGGGGACAGAUAUGUCCCCACCAACUGUGGACCAGCCCGUACCCCAUGCCACCCAAACACUGGACUCCCCACAGAGAGCCUGCAGGGAGCUGCACCAGAGUGUGAGCCACACCCUGAGACUGGAUGGGACGGCUCCUCAGCUCACCCUUCCCCAGGGAAGAACAGGGAAGCUCACCCUGACGGCGACGAGACCUCCACAGUCACAGAGCAGCAAGUCGGCCAGCCUGUGUCUCCCAGGACCACGGAGCCUGAGUCCCAGGGCAUAUCUAAAGUGAAACCAGCCAGAGAGCAGAACACGGCUGGUCCCAGGGACAAGGCCUUGGCCCCUCCUGACUUCAGCAGGACUCGGGCUGCCCCUGGGGACAGCUCUCCCAACACCAAGAGGGCAGCUGUCCCCGUGAGCACAGGAGCAAGACCAGCUACGGCCAUCCCUCAUGUCUCCCUUACGUCCCAAGAAAGGAGCCGAGGGCCCACCGAGGCCUUGGGAACAAGGGGACGCUGCCCACCUAAAAGCUUCAAGGAUGGUGCUCAGCUUGAAGGUACAGCUUGCGUGUCUGGGAAGACGUCUGAUGCCAGCCCCUCUCUGCCAGUGGCCAAUGACAGGACCCCGUCAGGGAGCAGAGAGAGCCCUGUGACAGACAUUGACACCUUCAUCAGGGCAGCCUCUGAGGCCAGGUCACAGUCUUCUCAGAAAGCAGAGCGCAGGUCUCACCCAGGCAUUUUUAAGGACCAGCCACCGGAAGGGGCUGGGGAUGGCAGUUCCCACCCUGCUCAGUCCGUCAGGAGGGACCAGACAUCCUCCCCAGCGAAGACUGGGGGCACGGGCUCACCCCCGCCCCCACAGUGGGCCCCCCAGCCUUCUGUUUUGGAUUCCGUCCAUCCUGAUAAACAUUUUGCUGUGAACAAGAACUUUUUGAACAACUACUCCAGAAAUUUUAGCAAUUUCCAUGAAGCCAGUAUCUCCCUGUCGGGCCCGGGGGACAGCACAGAGCCGUCUCUCUUAUCCAUGUAUGGUGACGCCGAAGACUCAUCUUCGGACCCUGAGUCUCUUGCCGAAGUCUCGCAAGCAGCUGCCGAGAAGAGCUGGUCACCUCCCCAUUCUCGUGGGUCCUCUCCUAAGGCAGGGACUAGUGAGUCCGAGGAUGAACAGAUAGAAAUUUGCUCCACGGGUGGUUGCCCUGCCACCCCGGCGACUGCCCGUCAUCCCCCUGCCCAGGCGGCACUCCGUCGAGUUCUACCACUCCAGCACAGUGCUCUGAGGGAGCCGGUGGGAGACUCCUGUGAAAAAGCCUGCUUCUUGCCCGGCGCCUCCCACACUGCCAUCCCAAGCUCUUCCCAGCCAUUGUCCUUCCCGGAUGUGAGCUCUCAGGAGCACGAGACGCCGGUGGGCGUAAAUGCUUCACAGAGCCACGGGUCCUUAAGCACAGAAGAAACCAUGGCCCCCACCAGCAAGAGCUCACUCGUGGGAGACAGCCAGUCUUCUGAAACGACCAGCCGUGGUCACAACCUGCCAUCUGCGCUGAGGAACCCAACCAUGGUAAAUGGCUUGGAAUGUGACCUGCUGGAUGGGGGAGCCCCAAACCAAGAAGCAGUUGCUGCUGGCGUGAUGCACAGUGUGUACACCCUGGGUGCCGAGGGCCCCAAGAAUGGAGAAGCUGUCUUGGCAAACCUACACAUCGCCGAGAAUCGCAACCUGGAUGACUUACUACAGAAACCAAAAACCACCUCCAGGAAGCCCAUCAUGGCCUGGUUUAAAGACAUAAAUAAAAACAGCCAGGGGACACAUUCACAAAGCAAAUCCGAGAAGGAACAGUCAUCGAGGCCGGCGACAGGUCCGGGCUGCACCAGCCACAGCAAGGGGGUGGCUGUGCCUAAGAGUCCUCCUCCGCUGCACAAGAGUCCGGAAAACAAAGACCUGCCCGAGAAAAGCCCAGUGGAAACACUAAGUAACUGUCAGAAACCCAAGUACGGCCCUAAGCUGAAGAAACUGAAUGGUAAAAGCAAGGUGGGUCCUGAGGCCCCUGUGGCCAGCUCUGAGAAGGUUAGUGGGACCGAUCACAGGAAGACCUUGAUUUCCCCUCAGGCCUCCCAUAAAAUGCUUUCCAAGGCGGCAUCACACCAGCUCCACAGAGCCGACCAAGAAGAGCCAAACAACACGCCUGUGGAUACCCCCAAGCCGCCCCAGGGCAUAUCUGAGGGCAAGCCACCCCUGGCUGCCUCUGGGUCACCGCGGACCUCGGCAUCAGACACCAGCAUCCGAACCUUGACUUUACCCCUGACCUCCCCCAGGACUCUCCCUGAGCAAAGUGCAAGUGGUAGGUUCCACAUGGCUGUCUCCCCGGAAUCUGACACAAGCCGUCCAACCACCGCCAGGUCCCCUGGGUGUGGAGCAGAGGGCAAGGUGCCCCGGGGUGACUCUGGGUCAGCCAGUCCCACAGCACCAAGGAGCAGCGUGGCCUUGGCGGGGGUCAGACAGAGCAAGCAGCUCACGCCCAGCCACGUGGACGUGGACGUGGACGUGGUGGUGUCAGAAGCAGCCCAGCCCCGGGGGAUCGGUGAGAAAGGAAGUGAAAAAAUCACUAACGAUGCCCUCGAAAAGAUGAACCCGCUGAAAAUAGUUGAUAUUCCUUCUGAAAGAAUGCCAAAGAAUGCAUGUGGUGACAAGCCACCUAACGGUGACAGACAGGGAGGGUUCUUGACCCAGAGCGGCUGUCAGGAAAAGAGUGGAAUCAGCCCCCGGCAGUCGGCAGGAUCAUCCCCAAAACACCCACCCCCUGCCCCCUCACACACCUCCCAGGUGGAGCGGGAAAUGCGCUGGUCCUUCGGCAUGGCCAACCCAGCCUCCUCCCCGCAGCUGCCUGCUAAAACGCCAGAUUCCUCCCAGGGCCGAUCGAGCCAGAUGCCAGCCUCCCUAGGGGUGCCCAAGAAUGGUGUACCCAUAGGCCCUGGGGGAGAGGAGCAGCCCUACUUCACACCCAGGCCAGCCACCAGGACUUACUCCAUGCCAGCUCAGUUCUCAAGCCACUUUGGACGAGAAGGUCCUCCCCCACACAGCCCAAGUCUCUCGCCUCAGGACCCCCAGGUCCCUGGGACGAGUGUCAGUCUCUCUGAGGCCAAGACAGCCAAAGGCAUGACGAAUGGACAGGGUAUGUACAGUGUGAAGCCUCUGCUGGAAACGUCAAAGAACCUGCCGCCCACGGAUGGCAGGGAUGGGGGUGCCGCCCCUGAGACAGAGAGCUGCCCCAUCCCAGACAAAGUCAAAGCCGCCAGGAGACAUUACUACCAUGAGCAGAAUUGGCCCCAUGAAUCUACCUCGUUUUUCUCUGUGAAGCAGAGGAUCAAGUCUUUUGAGAACCUGGCCAAUUCUGACCGGCCUGCAGCCAAGUCGACAACAUCCCCAUUCUUAGCUGUGAACUCCAAGCCUCCCAUUAGCAGACGGUCAUCUGGCAGCAUCCCUUCAGGGAGCCUCAGCCACCCCAGCGAUGUGACGACAGCCAGGUCCCUGAGAAGAAGCCUGAGUUCCUGCAGUGAAAGCCAGAGCGAAGCCAGCAGCCUUCUCCCGCAGAUGACCAAGUCCCCGUCCAGCGUGACGCUGACUGUCUCCAGGCAGAGUCCACCAGAGCCGAGCAACAAGGGCCCCAGUUCAGACCCAAAGAAAUCACUUGUCCCCGUGGGGAUUCCCACCCCCACCCUGACCCCAGCCUCACCCGCGAAGAGGAACAAGUCCUCGGUGCGCCACGCCCAGCCUUCCCCUGUGUCCCGAUCCAAGCUCCAGGAGCUGCGAGCCUUGAGCAUGCCCGACCUGGACAAGCUGUGUGGUGGGGAGGACUACUCUGCCGGUCCAGGCACCGUGCUCUUCAGAACCCAGCUGGAAAUCAUCCCCAGAAGGUCACCCGGUUCCCCGGCUCCGUCUCCAGCCGGCUCCCCAGCUCGAGGCCAUCCAGGCCUUGACGGAGCAGGCUCCCUUCCAUGUCCUACGAAUGGAAGGACCAGAGUCUACCCAGGAGGAAACAGCUCUCCAGCCAGUGAGCCUGCAGUAUCCGCUGGAGCCAAGGAAGGGGAUGAUGUGCGGGCCCUGCCUUCCGGAAGAAGCUGGUCGGUGAGUUUGGAUCAACUUCUUGCCUCAGCGGGGGACCAGCAGAAAUUACAGGCCAUUUUGUCAUUAGUGGGGUCAAAAUCUACCAUUUCCACUCUCAUUCAGGAAGCGAAGGCACAAUCAGAGAAUAAAGAAGACACUUGCUUCAUAGUCUUGAAUAAAAAAGAAGGCUCAGGUCUGGGAUUCAGUGUGGCAGGAGGGUCAGACGUGGAACCAAAAUCAGUCAUGGUCCACAGGGUGUUUUCUCAGGGUGUGGCUUCUCAGGAAGGGACUGUGAGCCGAGGGGAUUUCCUUCUCUCCAUCAACGGCACUUCCUUGGCUGGUUUAGCCCACAGCGAGGUCGUGAAAGUUCUGCACCAGGCACAGCUGCACAAACAGGCCCUCGUGAUCAUCAGGAAAGGGAAUGCAUAUCCCAGGCCCGCCCUCAGGCAGGAGCCUCCCUCUGCCCAUGGAAAGGGUCCACUCCCCAGAAAGACCUUGCCGCUGGAGCCUGGGGCUGGAAGAAACGGAGCUGCUCACGAUGCUCUGUGUGUUGAAGUGCUGAAAACCUCAGCCGGGCUGGGACUGAGUCUGGACGGAGGCAAAUCAUCCGUGUCUGGAGACGGGCCCCUGGUAAUUAAGAGGGUGUACAAAGGUGGCGCAGCGGAACAAGCUGGGACAAUAGAAGCUGGCGAUGAAAUCCUCGCUAUCAAUGGGAAACCUUUGGUUGGGCUGGUGCACUUUGAUGCCUGGAAUAUUAUGAAGUCCGUUCCCGAAGGGCCUGUGCAGCUAGUGAUUAGAAAGCACAGGAAUUCGUGAGUUUUAGCAACGAUCUCCUCCCCCAGAUUUACUUCUUUUAACCAAUCAGAAUGACUUCUUUUAAUGAUGGGUUCUUGACUCAACCAACAGCUUCUACAGAUGUCCCCGAUUGUACUUGACAUGAAGCCUGGACUCCGGAAACCUCCUUCCGGGACCGCCAAGGCUGGGGAGUGUCAUUUCGUUCAGUGCCUGCCCCGCCCCCGCCCCGCCCCGCCCCGCCCCCUUACAUUUGCCGUGAUAUCAAGAGCUCUGCUCUUCUUCUGGACCACCUGGCUACACCUUUGCAUCCCUCCCCUCUUACCACUCCCCAGCAUCAGUCCUGGUGAGUAGGGACCAGAAGGGUAACACAAAUGCCCCAGCUAAAAUGAUGUAUGAAUGUAGAUUUAUAUAAUUUUGUAAGUCAAUGACACAGUGCUUUUAGGUAUGUACCUACAGUGGAAGGCAGAGUUAUGGGUCUGUGUAUGUUACCCUGAAAAAAAAAAGAGAGAGACUUAAAGAAAAUGAAUUUAUGACCUAGUUGUUAGGCAGAGCUCAGGAAUUACGCAACAGUGAAAAAGAUGACAAUGUUAAAAAGUGCUAUUUUUUAAUGAACGUAAUGUAUGAUGUGGACUAGGAAGUUCCGAUCAUUUUGUGUUUCUGAGAGUGUAGGUCAUAAGGCUGCUACAGAGCGACAGUUCUGAUGAAUUGCAAUAAAUAGUUGUGAGCCUCCCUGCGCGGGAGGAGGAAGGUCUAGCCUGAAAGCACCUUGCAUCUGGUUCUCAAACUUGAGUGUAUGUUUGAAUACAAGACUGGUCAACCCAAGAGCAGACAAAACCGUCAGCAUGUUUCUGUUCCCACACACAUGCACCACCACCUCAAAGGCAAUUUUGAGAGAUAAACCCUUCAGUUGCAAGCGUAGGCAUUCUGUGGUCCAAACUGAGGAGGAGCUUCCAAGAGUCCUCUUGGGGAGAUUUCCUUGAUGGUUUUUCUCCUUUCCCCCCACCAGACCUGAAGAAGCAUGGAGUUUGUAGUCCAGCUUUCUUCCCUGACAGAGCUCUGCAGCGGCUCAACUUUUUGCUAUUUUGGUUUUUACCAUUUUGCAAAUUCUUCCUCUUGCCAAAACCAGGGCCCCACAGACCAUUCUGACUCACGUUGCUUAUGAAAGCUGUCUGGCUGCUUGGAGCCUCUCUCUCCGGAGUCCUCCUUCCUCACAAAGCUGGCUUUUUCCCUUUGCACUGGCCCUUACUUUCUUAAAUCCCAAAGCCUCACCAGCUUCACUUACCACGCAAGGAGGAAAAUGGAAAAACAGGGUGAGUCCCUCUCAAGGAAAAGGACUAUCCAGUGUUUACCACCCAAUCCUCAGGUGGUGCCACCCAGUGUUGGGUCUUGAGGGUUUGGAUGGAAACUGCAUUUGUCAAUCCCACAUGCAUGAUGCUACGAUUCUGUUUCUUGAACCCCCAGCCGGGGCUAGGGAGGCAUCACCGAGGUGCUUGCUGUUGCCUCUGUACAUUUUUCCUGAGCCCAUCUUUGCUGGCCUUCUGUAGAGUAAACCCAAAGAGGGUCCUCAGAUGGGCACAGAACAAACUGGCUCCUUUUCAGCAGGUUACACAAAGAAAACUACAGUCCGGGAGUCAGCUAGAAAAGCCUGAUUUAGCAUCUACUUUUCAUUACAGUUACAGUAGGAGUCUAUAAGUGCAAGGUGCAUGCUACGUUGUUGUUCGUCUCUGGGGUCAGUUUCUGCCUUCUUACUCAAUGAUCAUUUGAAGUCAGCACGAAAACUUUUUUUUUUGUUUUUGGUUUGGCCUCCACUCCUUUACAGUCAUGUCUGUUAGUAAGAAAAAUCCAGUCCUUUCUGACCAGAUAGGACUUUCUGGGCCAAUGGGGUGGUCUCUUUCUGAGUGUUCCCAAAGCUCCUAGCUAAAGAAUACAAGGACGACCUCUGGCUUACCACACUACAUUGGGUCACCAGGCAUUGGGACUAGACCUUUCCAGAAAGUCUUCCUGGCUAACAGUGGGAAUGUAAGGGAUGAAGCAAACGCUAGCUUACCGUCGACCCUGAGGUAGAAAGCUAUUUAUUUGUCUUCAGUGUUCAAGGCAUGAUCAGUACUGCUAAUUAGUCUAAUGAAGCCCCACACUUCCUGCAGUGAACACUAAUGGUGUUGUUGGAACCCUUUUUUCUUUCAAGUGGUCAGUCAUUCACAGUAAGCAAUGAGGGUAAAACGUGUCCUGACAUAAACCGUAGUUGUGAGAAAACGGCUCAAGUAGGUUGGGUUUCAUUUCCACCCUCCCACACAUAUUGCAUUGUAUGGUCGACUUAAUCGGCACCACACCUGUUGUACAUUAUACAGUAUUCUUUAUUUAUGUAAAAUAAAAUGCCUUAUAUAUUGAAGAGUAAGUGCAAUAAUAUGAAAUGGCCUGUACAUUUAAAAAAUGUUGUCGCCAAGUUAUGUAAAUCCACAUCUCUGUAAACAAUUUUUUUAAGUAAUUUUCAAAAAAUAAACACUGCUUACUACUUGA